AUGCCGGCGACGCGCUCCUCGUCCGCCGCAUCCUCAACCUCUCUCGGCCAGGUCGAGGUUUGCCGGGUCCUCAUCGACGCCGGCCACGAAAAGCCUUGCCCUGCCCUCAACGAAGAACACAAGACCGCUCUCAUGCUGGCCGCCCGUGCAGGGCACACCGACGUUGUCCACCUGCUCUGCGAGUCAGACCGGACGUGCAUCCUGCGACGCGACGCCCGCGGCCGCGAUGCGAUAAUGGAGGCCAGCGUGGGCGGCCACGACACCAGCCUCCAGAUCCUCCUCACCUACGUGCCCGGCGGGCCUGUCGAGGCCGUCCACCGUUCCGACCACGAGGGAAAUACGGCGCUGCAUUUCGCCAGUGGAAAUGGAAACCUGCUCGUCCUGCGUACCCUGCUUGCUGCUGGAGCUAACGUCGACAAGCGCAACGCCUGGAACUGGCCGCCCUCGGCGUACAGUGCCACUGUCCAGGCCGAGGUCCAUCUCAAGGGACUCGUCACCGAGAUGGGGAGGCGACAGAUGCAGCAGGGUAGCCGCAAGGAUGCUGCUGCCACGGCGGCCGCGCCGCCAAAGAAGAUGGCUGGAGGCCUCAGGGCUGUAACUGAUGAUGUGGCUGUCUGA
Molecule: messenger RNA, 618 nt
Organism: Geosmithia morbida
Lineage: Eukaryota; Fungi; Ascomycota; Sordariomycetes; Hypocreales; Bionectriaceae
Product: Ankyrin repeat
Exons: 2
Coding region: 1-618 (205 amino acids)
Molecular function (GO): protein binding
Source: RefSeq, a predicted model, not a curated record